CACCCAUCUGACGCCGGUAUCCUCCUUGCGACGUCCGGCAGCGGUCAUGCGUACAAGUUCCUACCUGUGAUUGGCCGCCUGGUCGCGGAUGCGGUACAAGGCACCAUGGAUCCUGUGUUGGUGAAGAGGUUUGCGGUAGAUAGGGACAUAUUGAAAGAAGAUCGGAGUCGUUUGUCGUCGAAUGAAAGUGGGCUCGGAGGUGUGCAGGAGCUUACGGAGGAUAUACUUUGUACGCCGGAAGAUCUACUGCCAUGA
This is a messenger RNA of Punctularia strigosozonata HHB-11173 SS5, 255 nucleotides long. RefSeq lists its product as uncharacterized. The annotation marks the transcript as partial. The transcript is spliced from 2 exons. The record is from RefSeq and is a predicted model, not a curated record. NCBI's taxonomy places the organism in Eukaryota, Fungi, Basidiomycota, Agaricomycetes, Corticiales, Punctulariaceae.